Messenger RNA from Saprolegnia diclina VS20, 794 nucleotides. RefSeq lists its product as hypothetical. The transcript has a single exon. The record is from RefSeq and is a predicted model, not a curated record. Gene Ontology annotation, biological process: protein histidyl modification to diphthamide. Gene Ontology annotation, molecular function: diphthine-ammonia ligase activity. NCBI's taxonomy places the organism in Eukaryota, Oomycota, Saprolegniomycetes, Saprolegniales, Saprolegniaceae. Bases 1 to 690 code for a protein of 229 amino acids.
AUGCGAUCCGCUGUGUCCUGGACAGGCGGGAAGGACUGCGCGAUGGCGCUGUACGAGGCCAAGGCCGCCGGCCACGACAUCGCGCUCCUCGUGACCUUUGCGCCUGAGAACCCGAGCUUCCGCGCGCACCCGAUCCCGCUCAUGGAAGCGCAGGCGGCGGCCAUCGGGCUGCCCCAUCUCUUCCUCACGAUCCGCCCGCCCGACUACAAUGGCAGCUACGAGGCUGCACUGCGACACCUGCAGAACGACCAUGGCAUCGCGUGCCUCAUCACGGGCGACAUUGACCUCAUUGGCGCCAGCACGAGCAACUUUAUGAACGAACGGUGCGCGGGCGUGGGCAUGGCGAUCUUCACGCCGCUCUGGCAGCGGCCGCGGGAAGCGCUCAUACAGCUCGUGCUCGAGCGCGACUUUCACGUCGUCUUUUCGUGCGUCAAGGAAGCGUCGUUCAACGACGCUGCCGCGUGGCUCGGGCGUCGCAUCACGCGCGACGCACUCGACGACCUGUGCGUCCUCCAUGCGUCACACGGCGUCGACGUCUGCGGCGAGAACGGCGAGUACCACACCAUGGUGCUCUACGCGCCCUACUUUUCCAGCCGCGUGUUGCUACCAAGCAGUUGGUCGAUCGAGUCGAAAGACGGCCUCAGCUGUCUGCGCCUCGAGGCCGCACCGACGCUGCAGACACUCUUGUGAGGCUCGUACUGGACUUUGGUAGAGUAGCCGACGCAGCCUCCUACGCGCAGCAGUAACGAUAAUGUGUGUUCUAUUGGCGUACCUGCAUGUGGUCGCUAUGGUUG